AUGACCCUCAUAAGGCCCAGAGUAAGAUGGACAAAAAGCCUGAAACCGAGUCGCGUUGUUUGGUCUGCAAGGUGUCAGCCAAUCAUCGCGCAUUGCGGCUCUCUGACUCUCCACUGCCUGCGACGUGCGUUCACUGUGCGGUACCCGAUUUAUUUUCAAUGGACGAGGAUUUUGACCUCGAGUCUCUUAUCCACGUGGAACAAACGUCUGCUUUGGGCCUUCUCUGCAAAAUCAAAUUCUGAGCCAGUAAUCAUCUUUAGUUUCUAUGAUUCCGGCUUCCAAGAUGGCUUUGAGCAUGGUCGUAUCCACGGCUUGAUUGAAGGCCGGGCCCUGGGCAGAGAGAAAGGAUUCGAAAUGUGGGAAGAGCUCGGGUAUUACGAAGGUUUUGCGUUGACUUGGAGAGCCAUACAUGAAAAACAAUCAAAACAAGACCACCGUUCAAUACCACACAUUCAUAAUCUCCUCGAGCUCAUCUCCCAAUUCCCGACCAUCAACCCAUCUGCUGCUGAUGCGGCAUCCGAUGUGGACAUCUCAAAACUCCUGCGCCAAAUUCGAUCCAAAUACAAGAUUCUAUGUUCAAAUCUCGGUGUUCGGCCGAGAUUGACGGCGUCAGGACAGACACCAUCUCAGGAUCAUGAAGAGGGGGACAUGGAGCCCGACGACAUCCCAGAACAGAAGAGUCAGUUGCCUGUGUGGAAGAUAGAGAAAGGGAACCCCCCAAAGCCAGUGACUGGACAAGAUUUCACCUUUUGA
This is a messenger RNA of Laccaria bicolor S238N-H82, 753 nucleotides long. RefSeq lists its product as uncharacterized. NCBI's taxonomy places the organism in Eukaryota, Fungi, Basidiomycota, Agaricomycetes, Agaricales, Hydnangiaceae. The transcript is spliced from 2 exons. The coding region runs from base 1 to 753 and encodes 250 amino acids. The record is from RefSeq and is a predicted model, not a curated record.